Molecule: messenger RNA, 2373 nt
Organism: Symbiodinium natans
Lineage: Eukaryota; Dinophyceae; Suessiales; Symbiodiniaceae
Source: the annotation of a GenBank genome assembly
AUGGAGUCUUUCAAGAGCCUCCUGGCCAAAUCGGACGGCGCCGACAGCGACGCCGACAGCGUGGCUGAGGUGGUCCAACUCUCCGGUCUCGUGCCGCCCCUGCAGCUCGACACGCAGGAGUGCACGAUGGUCAUCAUCAUGCCCCGGAACAAGACUGCAGGGGGUAUCGUGGACCACAAGGAGACUGUGGAGAACCCUUUGACCAAGGCGAAGCGCAUCUUUGAUAUGCCCAACAACCAUGACAGCUGCAAGACGCUGGCCAAGCUUGAGCACAUCAAGUCGGAUGAGCCCAUGUCCAUGGACCUUUAUCAGGCCGACAUCCGCAAACGCUUCAUGGAUGUCCUUAAAGAGUCCGGAUUCAAGGCGCAACCAUUCCCGAGCAUUGAUCGGGAUGAGACGUUCCUCAAGCUCUAUUUGCCCCUCGAUGGCGAGCACAUCGCCGUGAUGGCAGAGCACCUGGAGUACGACAUGCCGGUGAAGGAGUCAGUCUAUGAGACGGUAGAGCCGCACGGACCCUACCCAGGCCGGGUAGCCAUGCACAACACUGACAAGCUCCCCGUUUUGGCACGGAUUCCUUUUCGCGCUGCCGAGAAGGACCGGUUCUGCCCAUUUCGCAGCAUCGAUGCCAUUCGCCUUCUGGAGUUCUGGCUGGAUGAAUGGGUGAGCCUGGAUGAGAUGGAGAAGCAAGGAAUUAUUACGUGUUACUUUCCCUGUCCGAGUGCCCGGCAAAUUCAAGAGAUCCACAACGAAGUCUUGACCACGGACAAAUGGUUCAAUCCUCACUUCGCUGACGCGACCAUCAAGAUUCGACCCUAUUUUGGUGAGACCCUAGCCUUCUAUUUCAAGUUCGUGGCCCACCUUGCCCAAUCCAUGCUUGUUCCUGGCUUUGUGGGUGUGGUGUUCUUCGUUCUCAACAGAACGGAUGUUGUCGACCAAGAAAACGUGGGCCAGGCUCGCCAGGCAUGUUGCGUGCUCUUCUCAAUUUGGGCUGCAACGCUCUUGCAGAUAUUCAGUCGCCACUCAUCGCGAACCAAGCAGUUCUGGGGUGUGGAGGAGACCGAACGCUUCGCGCAGCCCAAUCCGGAUUGGGACCCCACGCGGACCGGUGAGACUGCAAGACUUUGCGUGAACCUUGCCACUGUGACAUACAUAGUGGUGUACGUUGGUGCCAUCACAGUCCUCCUGACCUGGCAGUACAACAUUCCCCCCGACGCACCUGGCGCCAGCAUGUUCUCCCUCCUGCUCACCAUAGUCAUCAAGGGUGGCAACUUCUUGUGGUCCAAGAUUGCGCCGGCGCUUGUCGAGUUCGAGAACCACAGAACUGAGGUGGACAUGGAGGAGAAGCUGUCAGCUUUACUUGCCGGCGUCAAGCUUUUUGUUGCCAACUUCCCCUUCCUCUCGCACGUCUUCCUGACGAACUCCUUGCAGGCCGAAUGCGCCAGCACCUUCGAAGAGGCCGCCUCGAAAACUUGGAAGGGCUUCAACAUCGCCCUGCUAGAUCAGGAUACUCUUCAUGACCUGCACAAGAUGAGCUUUCAUCGAGGAAAGAAGAGGAUCUGCAUCCCGGGAUGUGUGCCUACCGAUUACACCACCGCGAGGAUCUACAGCGAGACCAACUGUGAUGCCGAUGUGAAAGAUAAUCUGACGACUUACUUUGUCUUUGCGAUUGUCAUCGAAGUUGCCCUCCUCAUCCUUCCUAUCAUCCUCUCAUACUGGGAGAUUCGCAAGGAGUUCAAGAAGUUGCAGGCAAAAGACUCAGAUUCCGAGCAGGCAGACGAGGAGAAAACAUACAGCUUCCUCCAGUGGGAGGCGAAGAAGUUUCCCUACGAGUUUGGCUCCUGGGGCGGCGAUAAGGUGAAUGAUUUCUUGGACAUGGCGAUCAACUACUCCAUUGUGGCCUGUUGGGGUGUGUUGUACCCUCCAAUGGCCACCAUCGCGGCUGUGGCUUUGUUUGUCCUCCUUCGACUCCGGGUCUACAGGAUGCUCUACGUCACCCGAAGACCCCUACCCAGGGCCAGCGCUGGCCUGGGAAUUUGGAGGACCAUCUUUCAGUGCAUCAAUAUUGCAGCGGUCGCUUGCAACGUGGGCAUGGCGACCAUGUUCUUCUACCCCAUGCGAAACAAGGCAUUUGGCUUGCAGCUGAUGCUUUUCUUGCUCUUUGAGCACGCGAUCCUCAUGCUUCAGGCCACCGUCAAGUUCGUUAUCUCCGACUCUCCCGCAGAUGUCACCGAAAUCAAGUACUACAACGAGUACGUGAAGAAGACUCUAAAGAAGUCACGCAUCGCCCCUCUGACCCCAUCUUGGUUGGAUCAUGUCGAUGUUUCCCUCAAUCCGGACCAAGUUGAGAGUGAAGAGGAUAGCGACUCCUCCUGA